AUGGAUAACUUAUUGAAUCAAAAAAACCAGGAUAUUGUUUUACUCGCUCCAGGAAAUUCUGUUAAUAUAGAGGUUCCUACUAUCAAUGUUGAUACAAACCAAGAAAAUAAUGGUAUUAAUGACUCGAAUGUCGAAGAGGCAACUNUUUAUCUCUCACAAUUGAAACUUAACAAUGCGCCCGGGGAAGAACAACGCCAAGGAGAAAUAUACUUAACAAAAUUGAAGCAGCAGGCUGCGGAAAACAAAAUUGGGACUACGCUACACCACCAAAUGUUAAGGGAUUCUACAAUUGAAGUGAGAGGGAAUGUAGACCAUAUUAAUCGGUAUCUUUUUCUUGAUGAAAAUGGACAACCACAGGAAGCAGAAAAUAUAGCUUUUGAUUUUGGAAAUCCUGCUCUCAACCAAAUGUAUUCAUUAAUUAGAAGGGACAUGAAUGCACUAACAAAUCGGAUGGACCGAAAAUUUGGCAACAUGGACAGAAAAUUGGAUCGAAAAUUUGAUAAUAUCGACCAAAAAUUUGGUGUUAUGGACCAAAAAUUUGGUGUUAUGGACGAAAAAUUUGGUGGUAUGGACCGAAAAUUUGGUGAUAUGGACCGAAAAUUUGGUGGUUUGGAAAGACUCAUUAUGAGCCAGGAGAACCGGUCAAAGAAUAAGCUAUUGGCAUCUGGAGCUGACAUGGACUCGCCAAAUGCUUAUCUUCCUAUUUAUAAUGAUAGUGGACAACACCCUAAUGACUGUGGUCUCCAAUCAUUAACAUCGCUUGAUCAAAUUAAUCGAAUGAAUGGAAUAUUAACUGAUCAGUAUUUAAGGUUUUACAGACUAGGCACCACUCGUCUUGUCUCGGAAAAAAAAGCCAGAUUAAUGGAAUACAUCGGAAUUCAUGAAAGAAUUGUUGUGAAUUCAAUACGUGGUGCACCACCGGUCUGA
Debaryomyces tyrocola is the source of this 927-nucleotide messenger RNA. The record is from the annotation of a GenBank genome assembly. NCBI's taxonomy places the organism in Eukaryota, Fungi, Ascomycota, Pichiomycetes, Serinales, Debaryomycetaceae.